AUCUUUCAGGCUCGAUCCGAACCACACGGCUCGUACCCGAACCUCCGCUUAGGUCCAGGGCCUAGGCUCUCAUUCUACAGUUCGUUGAAAAUUUCACACGAUCACUUUAUCUCUCUCUGAAUCCCUCAUCUUCUCGACCUCCCCCGUUUUUCUCACCGAUUCAAACCCUAGUUCCGAAGUUAAAGCUCUACGAAGCUCCGAUUUCCAGCUCCACCGACGUCUCUGCUUCAAUGUUCUAAAUUUUGCGUUUUAGUAAGGAAUUUUGGGUUUUAAACGUGAAUAUCUUCAAGGGGUUUCCUUAUUUAUCCAUGCAAUGUAUGUAUAUUCGUGUGUUUAGCCUGAUUUUUAGCUGGUUAGUUGUGGUGACGACUGUGGCGGCUUGGAUAUGUCAAAAGCUUGGUUGACUUGAUGGAAGUGUGAUAUGAGAUUACUUGAUAUAUGCUGAAAACUUUACACAAUUGGGACCUCAAGGGACUGGAUUUGUAACCAAAGGUGGUUGGGUUUUUAUAUUUUGUAUACUUGUUGAAGGUAAAUUUACAAGACAUCUUGUUUUAGCCUCAAAACUUGGGGCCUGAAUCAUUAAUGCCUGGCAACGGAGUUGGGGAUAGGGUUCACAAUUUCUUUGCACAAGACAACCUAUCCCAGGGCCCACGUGGGGAUGGGAAUUGGCCUUUAAAUGACAAUCUGUGGGCUGGUAAUCAGAAACAGUUUGGUGUCUCAGAUUCGAGUCCAAGAAACUUCAAUCCACAACAAUCAGAAACUGAGAGAGGACACGGAAGUCAACGUGUUGACCCUCAUCUUUUCAACCUUACACAAACAAGGCCUGAGUUUGCUAAAAGUUUGUCCCUCCACGAACAGUCAAACUCAAAUGGCUACAUGUAUGGACGCCAAAACUUUCAAACACCACCAAAUGAAGCAAAUUUUCUGGGAGUGGAAACAGAGUAUGGUCGAAACAAUGUAAACCAAAGGGGCUUUCCAUUCUAUGAGUCACAACGGGAACCUGUUCCCGAAGAACCUCCAAAGAAUCCAUUUAGGUCAGAAGCUUCAGAAGCUCAUAGUGGUUUUGACCUUUUUGGAGGUCAAGGUCAACAUCAAAUGAACAAUCAAUAUCCAGGCUUUAUGCAACCAUUACAACAACAACAACAACAACAACAACAGCAGCAGCAGCCUGGAUUCGGUGACAUACAGCAACUUCAACAUCAACUCAUGCUCAGAAAGAUGCAAGAGCUUCAAAGACAAGAGCUACAAAGGCAAGAGGAGCUUCAAAGACAACAACAAAACUCGUUAAAUCAAGCUUCUCUCUUUGCAAGACAAGCUUCCGGAAGUCACAUUAAUGGCACUCCAACUUCUGAUUGGGCUGAGGUGGCAGUUGGUAAUGCCAACACAAACUGGUUGCAGCGUGGUUCUCCGCAGGUGCAGGUGCAGGGUUCUUCCGGUGGACUUGCGUUUUCCCCUGAACAGGGUCAACCCCAGCGGUCAAUGGGUUUUGUUCAUCAACAAGUUGAUCAGUCCUUGUAUGGAGUACCUAUGUCCAGCUCACGGGCGCCUCUAAACCAAUUUCCACAUCAGCAACCACAAAAUCCAUUUCCUGGUAACCACUAUGUAAUUCCAGAACAGCAAGUUGUCCCUGGUAAAAGUUUAUUUGGAAACACAUCUGGACAAGGGCACAUUCAGCAAGUAAAAGCCUCACAGAAUGUAGCACAGGAUCUAUUUGGGCCUGUAGUAGAGGAUAAAUCAGCAAGUGGUGAAGCUGCUUUAGAUCCUGAUGAGGAGAAGAUCUUAUUUGGUUCAGAUGAUACUAACAUUUGGGAAGCUUUUGGUACUAGUAAAAACACAGGUGGAGGUGUCUCUAGUUUAUUGGAUGAUAAUAAUGAGUUUGCAAGUGGUUUGCCUUCUUCUCUUCAGAGUGGUAGCUGGAGUGCUCUGAUGCAAUCUGCAGUAGCAGAAACGAUUAGCAGUGGUGCAGGUGUACAGGAAGAAUGGCCUGAUUUGAAUUUUCAGAAUCCUGAAGUUCCAUUGGUCAAACAGAAUGAUAUGAACGUGCCUAAUCCUGGAUCUGUUCCUCUCUCUGAUGGUGGCAAUAUGAACAAUAAGCAUCGUGGAAACAAGGGGUUUAAGAACAAUCCAUAUGAGAACGAUGAGAGAUUAAAUAUAAAUCAUUCUAAACAGAUGAAUCAAAAUACUUCAGGAGGAAGCAAUUGGUUAAACCGUGGAGCUCAAGAAAGCCGGCUAUAUGAAAGUUCUCAGCAGCCAAAUACCAAACAAAAUCAUUGGAAUGCGAAUGAGUCUGCUCCUCCACCUUCUGCUAACACUGGUUUCAAUAUCAAUGAGGAUAACAGUUCACUGCAGCAAUCUCAUCAGAGCAAUGAUUGGAAGAGAGUAAUGCAGAAUGGAAUGGGUCAAGGACAAGGUGAGGGUAUAUCUGGUAUUAAUUCCCGUGUUCAUCCCAAUGUUAACAGGGAGACUGUAAACAGAGGAGGUCUUGCUCCAAAUUUAGGCAGCUUGCAGGGUGGUAAUCAUGCUAACCAAUUUUCUCCAAACAACAAUCAACUUAAUUACUGGAAACAUGUUGAUUCUAAAUCUAGAGGAAGUGAGAACUCAGAGAGAUCACAGGGUCGGGUGAACAAGGGCCCACAAGUGUCUGAAUCAUCGUUUAAUAGCUCUGAUAAGGAAGAUUUAAAGAUGCAUGAGAGGGAGAACUCUAAUGACAGUUACAGGUCAAGUUCAUCUCACCUUCCUAAUGCUCUUGGCCAAAGGGAGACUUUUUCAUCAGAUGCUGGUGACUCGAGAUCAUUAGGUGGGACAAAACAAAGUUUAUCUAAUCAGGGUAACCGAAAGCCUUCAGCUCAAAGAAAGUUUCAGUAUCAUCCAAUGGGAAACUUAGAUGAAGAUGUUGGAAUGCCCUAUGGAAGAACACAAGCUGCCAAUACAAAGGGCAUCCCCCUUCAGCAUUCUCAAGGAAAUUUUGGACAUGCCAAAAUUGGUGGUCAAGGUCAACCCACUAAAGUUUUUGAAGUGGGAAAGGAGCUUGAAGGAGUCCCGAAAGGGUUACAUGAUAUGCGCUUCAAGGGCAUGAUUCCUGGUCAUGUGCCUGAUCUUUUUGCUCCUCAUGACAGAUCAGAUAAGGCAUCUCAACCUAGUCAAAAUAUGCUGGAGCUUCUUCACAAGGUGGAUCAAUCAAGAGAUCGUGGAAUUGCUAGGCAAAUGAACUCAUUAGAACGCAAUUUGUCAUCUGAGAUCCCUGAACCAGAAAAUUCUGAUGGAUCUUUUGGAGGCCACCAAAGAAGUCAGUCAUCCAACUCUCAGGGGAUUGGUUUACAACUCGGACCUCCAUCCCAGAGGGCUAUGCAGACCAUUAAACCUAAUUCUUUGAGUCAGGCCCAGGCUCAGGCUCAGGCUCAGGCUCAGGCUCAGGCUCAGGCCCAGGCCCAGGCUCAGGCUCAGGCUCAGGCCCAGGCCCAGGCUCAGGCUCAGGCUCAGGCUAAUUCAAGAGGUAAGGGUCAUGCGAAUUUGUCCCCUUUUCCUCCUUUCCAAGAAGCAUCACGUGCAGAAUUCAAAAAUGAUAGAACAAGUAUCUCGGGACAAAGUGCAAGUGAAAGCUCAGGGGGGCAUAAGAUGGGAACCAACUUCUCUGCAGCUCUGGGUACUGAUUUUCCAAAUUCAAGAAAUCAGUUUCAAAACCAGACAAGGGGCACAAAUCAUUCUGGCAAUGAAGGGCAUCAUCAUACUCCUCAAAUCAGGCAAGCAGAUGAAGCCACCCGUGUCAGAUCACUUAACUCGGGUCUUUAUGAAGACUCUGCUUCACAGCCUUCAACAGGGGAGAAAGAGAAAGAGAAAUUCCCUGCUGCUGCUCAGCCUCGUGGAAACUCUCAACAAGCUGCAUUCCCAAAAAUGUUGCCCAAUGCAUGGGCCAAUAUCCCAACUCAACAACUUUUUUCAGCAGCCCAAGCUCGCAAAGCCCAAACCCAAGGCCAAGGCCAAUCAAAUCUUUCAACGUUGCACCCGUUAAAUAUAGUGGAAUCGACAUCUUCAGGUCAGCAGAAUGUAGAGGAACAAAAGCAGCCAACAAAAGAAUCCCCAUCUGAAAAGGAAACGACAGAUGUCAAUGAGUCAUCAUCAUCUCUUAACCCUACUGCAUCUCAGAGGGAUAUUGAAGCUUUUGGUCGUUCUCUUAAACCAAAUACUCUUUAUUCUUUACCAAACCAAAUGAAGGCUAUGGACAAUGACCAAAAUACCCUCAUAUCGAAGAGACCGAAAGACGACAGUGGUCAGCAUGUAGCUCCAUGGUCAGGGCAACCAACAGUCCCACCCCCACCUCAAGAUUCAGAGCUUCCUGCAAAACAAGUAGCAUCUGCAUCUGAUCAAAACGGGUCUCAAAGCAUCCUUCCUGGUGUCAAAAUUGAACACUCUCAUGUAAAUCCCCAAAUGGCUCCAUCCUGGUUUGAUCAAUAUGGAACAGUGCUGAAAAGUGGCCAAAUGAUGUCACAAAGACCUGAUGUUGUAAAGAGUAUGGAGGCACAUGAUAAGGAACAAGCAAGUGCUGCAGCUGAUCCCAGCCAGGCUGUUGUUAUCUCAAAACCCUCGAUUCCUCCUUCAUCUUUUACACCCGAACAAUUUGCCUCCCCUCCAUUGCAAACAAACAUCAGUGUUCAAAAUUCGGUUGCUUUGAGAUCAAAGAAGCGCAAGUACUCUACACCUGAACUUCAUCCUUGGCUCAAGGAAGUGUCAGGGGCUUCUAAAAGUCAUCAAGACAUCUGUACUGCUUCAAUGGAAUGGUGUGGAGCAGCGAAUCGGUUGAUGGAAAAGGUGGAAGAUGAUGGUGAAGUGAUUGAAGACGUGCCAAGACAAAAGAGACGUAUUAUCUUAUCAACACAGCUGAUGCAGCAACUGUUUCCUCCUCCCCCAGCCACUAUUCUGUCAACUGAUGCUACUUUGAGUUAUGAGAGUGUGGCUUUUUAUGCGGCUCGAAAGGCUUUAGGAACUGCAUGCAAUUUAGUAUCAUCCGGAAGAAGUUGCACUGAUUCUCAUGGUGGAUCAAAUUCCCUCUCUGAUAAAAGCAAAGAAUCUGAGAAAACCGAGGAUCGUCGUCUUGAAGAAGUUGUGGAAGACUGCAUGAGUAAAUCAAAAAGUCUAGAAAAUGAUUUUUCAAGGCUGGAUAAGAGAGCAUCAAUCUUGGAUUUAAGAGUGGAAUGUCAAGAUUUAGAGAAAUUCUCCAUCAUCAAUCGUUUUGCGAAAUUCCAUGGAAGGGGACAAACGGAUGCUGAAGGUUCAUCAUCAUCUGCUGAUGCAGCUGCAAAUGCACCAAAACCUUUCCCUCAAAGAUAUGUUAUUGCAGUCCCGUUGCCAAAGAAUCUUCCGGAAAGGGUACAAUGCCUCUCACUAUGAUGAUUGAUUGGUAAUUGGUAAAAAACAUCAAGUCGCCCUUUUGCUACCCUCAUCAGUUUUCUUGCACGUAAUGUGCAUUACCAAAAAGGCAGGAGAAAGUGAGUAAAAUAGGUUGUUACUUAUGAAAACGAAUGGCAGUUUGGUGUUUUGGGCUUUAGGUUACUUACAUAUUCUUGAGAGAGAGAGAGAUACAAUUUGGGGUGGGGGUGAGGGUGAGGGGUAGAUGUGGAUGUGGGAGUGAACAGUUGAAGAAGAAGAAGAGCCAAUUAGUUAGCAAAAUUCCAUUUAUGAGUAGUAGAUAAAAUGUUCUAAAUCUCAGAGUUUUAAUGAAUGAAUGAAUGGAUCAAGAUCAGAUAUGUAUUUUAUGGGAAUUUGUUAUCUGUUUCUGUUUCUGUUG
Lactuca virosa is the source of this 5782-nucleotide messenger RNA. The record is from the annotation of a GenBank genome assembly. NCBI's taxonomy places the organism in Eukaryota, Viridiplantae, Streptophyta, Magnoliopsida, Asterales, Asteraceae.